This is a messenger RNA of Pocillopora damicornis (cauliflower coral), 3504 nucleotides long. RefSeq lists its product as uncharacterized. The record is from RefSeq and is a predicted model, not a curated record. Lineage: Eukaryota; Metazoa; Cnidaria; Anthozoa; Scleractinia; Pocilloporidae. Gene Ontology annotation, molecular function: protein binding.
AUGACAGUUAUAUCUAAAUCUAAGAUUCUUCCAUGGGCCGACGUUUUCCCGCAGAUCGAAGAAAUCGUCUCAAACCAAACUGACACGCCCUUCUGUGUAAGCAUCCCUUAUGGACUCCAACUACAGAAGCAUCUCUGGAAUCCUGAGCGCUUGCGAGUUGUAAGACACGUUAAAAGCGGUACUGGACACAGCUUUAUAUCUCAUCACGGUGUCGGAAAGAAUAACGAAAUAAACAUCUGGAACUUUUCGAAGGAAAAACAGCCUGGAAAUUUAGCAGCUGGCAUCCAAUCAGUCUCCACAGAUCUUAUGUUUCUGCAUAUUUUGUUUUCCCAGAGAAGAUGGGUUUAUGUCACAUAUUGCAAUGAUAUGUCCAUGAGAGUUUUUAGCGCUAAAUUUCAUCUUGUGUCUACCACAUCGGUAAAAAAAACAGUUCUCAGCUUAGCGUACAAUGAAAUAAGAGAUGAAAUCAUCACUGGAAUCGCCGGCGGAAUAAUGACAUGGAAGUUCUCUGUUGGUCAACAAGAUCCCUUAAUUCCCGGCCAGUUAAUAAGCUGUUCUUUCGAGCCGUUUGACUGGGUUAUGUCACUGACAAUUGAUAAUAGGUGCCAGCAGAUAUUGGCAAUAUCUGAUGUGAGGAUAUCCAUGAUAUAUCUCCACAGUAACCAAGAGAGAUGCUUUUUUCAAAAGAAAUGUGACUUUUCCUUCACCACCUGUGCGUUUUACAACCCUGCCAGUUACUUCAUCACAGGUGACAAAAAUGGAUCAAUUCGAGCCUGGAGCACGAGUGUUAACAGUUUUCCUAUGGUAACUCAAUUUCUAGGUGAGAUAUGGAACUUCGAUACGUGCGCACAGACUUUCAAAUUGGAAACAGGUGAAGAGGUGAUCAGUAUGAGCCUACUCAGUGACGACCUAUUGUACUAUCACUCGGACCAUCACAUCAAAAUAUGGAGUCUUAACUUAUUUCACAGUCUUUUUACUGCUCUGAGUUCGAAGAUUAGAAUAUGCAUCAGAGUGAAAUCCCCAGGGUACCCCUGUCGGGUAUUGGUUCUUGCUGAGGACGGUGGGGUGCGGCUGGUGUCUCCAGUUCAUGGAUACGUGCUGACAACUCUCCUGCCCAUCACAAACAUGACGACUGAUGUAAUGGACGUGGCUCAUGAUCCCAGACAAGAAAAGAUUUACCUGGUGCUAGGAACCAGAGAAGUUUUGGUGUUCGCGAGUGACACAAACCCGUGUUGUGCACAUCAGUUGUGGGUGCCAGAUAGCCCUGAUGAAGGGGUUUGCAGCCUAGCUCUGGUUAAUGCUGAGUUUGCCCUUCAUGAAAAUGAAUUACCUUUGCAGUCAGGGCUACUCUUUGCAGGACAUUACGAUGGACAGAUAUCACUCAUAAGCGGCAAAGAUAUUUACAUGAGAGAGAACAUCCAAGCCCACCAAGGCCAGGUUACUUUCUUGAGAGUUUCUGCCUCUUGCUCGGAGUCAAGCGACAGUCUUGCGUCCCGUGAUCACCUGAUUUCAUGCGGUACAGACUGCACGGUUAGAAUAUGGCGGCUUAUCCACUCGGAAAGAAAUCAAGUAUCUAUUCUUCAAGUUGCACUCGUGAAAUUGCUGCGGGCCCCAAGAGAUCUGGCCAUGGCAGGCAACACCUUAUGCAUGGCAAUGGCUGACAACAACGUUAUUAUGUGCAGAGUGCAGGCAGACAGAAAAAGUAACACCAACAGUUUUGACGCUGUCAAAAAUUCCCAUGAAUUCCUAAUGCAUUCCAAAGAUGAAGGACACUCUGCAGUCAUCAAUGGGCUAUCAUGUUGUUCGACGCUGGGUUUAUUUGCAACAUCAAGCGAGGAUCAAAGCGUCAAGAUUUGGAACACCGACAAUCAACUAGUACGAGAAAUGUGUUUUGACGAAUCUCUAUGCGGGGUUUGCUUUGCAAACUCACGAGGUGACAUACUAGUGGGUUUUCAGUCCCAUAUCAGCCUGGUUACCAUCUUGAACUAUUUGCCCCUCUCAUAUUUAAAAAUCUUGUCCAGAAAGAGCAUCGAAAAUGACCCUUUUGAGGAUCACGUGCAGUUCAAUGAUCUGUUGAAAUCUUGGUACGAUCCCCAACGUGUUCCACGAAUGCCUCUCAAAGUCGACAAACGACGGCCACUAGAACUCACAGAAAUAAAGAAACCGAAGAAACGGAAAAAGGUGCAAAAAGAGCCCGUGAUUGAAAAAGCAAAACAAGAGGAUGGGGAGGGACAGGAUCUGUUUCAGAAGAGGAGGCAGUCUAGAAAGCUGUCCACUCAGAUUCACGUGAUGAUGGCUCUAAGGCGGUUUUCCAAAAAUUCUUCAAAAAAAUCACUGGCGAAAAUGGUGAACGGCAUUCUGGAAAAGCAAGAUGAGUCAGCCAAAAUGGAGGAUAGUCAAAAUUGGCAAACCCCAUUGCCAUUACCUGAUGAGAAAGAGACCCCUAAAAAAUAUUGGCCGUGUGCUCCUGACGGCUAUAUCCCAAACUCUGUUAUUCGCAAAUUCAUCAAACCGAAGCCUUUUCCUGAUCAUGAAAGGCUGAUUUCGAGACACAAACGCCAUGUAACAAGUAAUGCGAAGGUGAAAGAGGAGGAAGAUGAGGAAACAGAUGAGGACCUUAGAAUCACCGAACUUUUUUUUGAGGAGAGUGACGAAGAGGAAACUGACAUAGAUGUAUUCCGUUCUCCUUUCAGCGAUACUGAUAGCGUGGAUAGCGUCAUGAGGCUUGAGAUCAAACCCAAUACGAAUUUGCUUUCCCGCAUCAAAGGCAAGGAUUGGUAUCCAACGUUGCAGAAAAAGACACUUCCCACUGUAGAUACAGUUUUAGACGACAUGGUGAGCGCUUUGAAAACAGAGAAUUGUGGAGAGUACAUUAAGGACAUCUGUGAGAGUUUUAAGAAUAUUGAGAGAGAGUUUGGAAUUCCUGGUGAAAAGAUGAACGAAAUACAGAAACAGUUCAUUAGGAUGACUUCUAGUGAGAACCCAUCGACCCGUUGGGCAGCAGUGUGGGCUCUAGGUCGAUUAAACGUUCACCGCAAUGAUGCGUAUCUUUCCUUAGUGCGCAGGCUCGUAGAUGAUGACAAGGACACCCGAAAACAGGCAGCAAAAGUUCUUAAAGAUCUUACAGGUGUGGACACAAAGGAAGGCCUUUGUCGCCUAUUAAUAAACACGGGGGUAGUUAAUACCUUCCUAACGUGCAACGACAACGCCGUGUUGCUUGAACUGGCAGAAAGACUGAGAAGGAAAUACGGGCAAAAGGCAAACGUAACAGUUGUAGAGGAAGACGAUGAAGAAGUCUCUCCCCCCAGUGAUCUCAGGAACACAGAUCUCAGGAACACAUUAAAGAGGAAACCUUUUAAGGCCAACUUCAAGCAACCAAUAACCAUGGUAAGUAACUUGGCUCAUUUGUUGGCGUUGAUAAGUUGUGGUCUGUCUGUUUCAGCUGAUUAUAAAUUAGAAAUUGAUAAAGGUAGAGAAACAACCGUAAAUAAUUUGAAAAGCUAA